AUGGCGACCACCGCCCCUCGGGCGGCGGGAUCCAGCCGCGUGGCCUUGGCCCUCCGCUUCCGAAGCCCCAGGUGGCGGGCAGAGCGCGGGCGAGCUCACCGCCGCCGCCACGAACCACCCGCUGACCACCGAGCACGCCCGGCGUGGCCCGCAGCUCGACACACGCCUUUGUCCCUCCCCGCGGAAUUGGAACUCAACGACCGCAGCGCGCUCUCAGAACCAUGUGCUCCCUCCGCCAACGCCGCCGCCGCCGCUGCCGCUUCCGCCGCCAACGCCGCCGCCGCCGCCACCCGCACGCAGCCCCGGAUGCCUUCGCCUUCACUCCCCGACGCCCCGAGAACCCCCGAGGCCUCUGCGGCACAUUUGACCAAUCACGGAACAGCUACUCCUCCCGCCCCCAGCUCUGUUACUGCGCCUCCUGAUUGGCGGGUAAACGUCUGGGCACGUGACCGGAUCUCGGUUGAAGCCCUGGCGCGCCCUCCCCCCCUCCCCGGUCUGGUAGGGCGAAGGAGCGGGCGUGCGGUCGAUCGAGCGAUCGGUUGGCGGCUCUUCCUCCUGCUCUGGCAUCCGGCUCUUGGGGCGCAGGCCCGGCCGCCGCCGCGGCGCGCGCCCGGUGGCCGUUGGCGCUCGCGCCGCGUCUUUCUUCUCGUACGCAGAACUCGGGCGGCGGCCUAUGCUUUUGCGAUUCGACGAGGAGUCGUCCGGGUGGUUGGCGGCGGGGGCGGUGGGCAGUUGCUCCGCCCCGCUCCCGGGGAGGCGGCGGCGGCGGGAUUUGGGGAGGCGGGGGUGUCCGGGGCCGGCCUGGAAGCCUGGCGCCAUCAUCACCACCACCCUUCGGGGCCUGGCAGGACCCAGCUGGGGGGACAGGAGGGGGCUGGAGGAUGGCUGGUGGUGGGCUUUCUCCUUUGCCUUUUCCUCCUCAUGCCACCUUAGUGAGGGGCGGGAGCUCCGGGGUGGGGACGAGAGCCCCGGAGUCGUCGGAAGAGCUGGGGUUUGCUUCCGGGCCUUAGCCGCCAGCUGGCCGAGUGACCUUAGGCAAGUCACCCUGUAAAUUCGUCUGCGCCUCAGUUUCCCUCUGCCUAUCUGUGUGUGUGUGUGUGUGUGUGUGUGUGUGGGAUUGAACACGCGUUGUAAACUAUAAAGCGUCAGUUUACACGAGGAUCGAUUUGUAAUUUUUGUUUUAACUGCAAGAAAACUUAGCAGUUGCCCAUUUCUUUGAUUUUAAACCUGGGAACCUUGUGAGUUGAAGAUCGUCUCGCAGGCUCCCUAACUUUGGUUGGUUGGUGUGCGAAUGUGCAUCCUAUACCAGGUUUUCAAAGGAGGCUGUGACCUGGAAAGAGUUAAGAACAAGUUUUUUUUUUUAAUGCCACAGGAAGGAAACUGAGGCUUAGUUGUCAUUUGGGACCCUUCACAACUAAUUUGAAGCCCCUGUGAUAUGUGAGCUGUUUCUAUGCAUAAUGGAUAUUCGGGAUAACAUCGCACCACUGCUUGGCUUCCGGGCCCUUUUCUUUCACCAUGGGGUGCCUGAAGCGUGCUGAUGCAUAUGGUACUGUGGCACCCAAUGUAAGAGCAGCUGCAAUUAGGGGUGAACGUGCCCUGUAGUAUCAAGAAGCUUAGUCUUUCGCCCAGCAAUUGUUUUGUUUGCUGCUGCUUAUACUGGUGCCUGACUGCCUUUCCUUCAGUGACCAUUUUCCACGACCAUGGUUGCCAUCCAUCACCUAUUGUUUCGUAACCUUGGUGUGCGUGGUUAGUAGUGCACAGGUUUAUGUUAUUAAUGGUGCUGCCAAGCCCAGCUAAUUAUUGGUGCACGUGGAUGUUUAGCAAGUGGGCCGACUGGAACAGACUGAUCCAGGCAUGAGAUUCCUGAAGAUGUGUUCAACAUUUGCUUUAUUGAUUGAAAGUUAACAUUCUCUGAAAAGUUUUGUUAGAACUCCCGCUGAACCUCAAAAUCAGUAGAUAUGGAAGUGAUUCAAAGCUCCACUUUUUUUUUUUUUUUGGCCUGUUUUGUAUUCUAAUUGCUUGCAAGUGUGAUAACGAGAUGGCCAGAAUGCCUUUUUUUUUUUUCGUUGUCAGCUGUUUUUAUCAAAUUGCCGGCCUUUAUUCCAGUAAACACUUUAUAAAAAAAGUUUCAACAGUUGGAUUUAAAAUAUCAUCAUUGUAUGGAGUAGUGCUUAACAAGUGGUACAGCUCUAAGGAAGUGAACACAAACACAUUUAAGUGUACUUUGUCUGAUUAGUUGCUAGCCAAUUGUGAUAUUCAAAUAUUUGAAAAUAUAAGUUGACUGUUCCCUUUACCUAAAGGGCAGAGGCAAAUAAUUUCACUUCCAGAGAAAUGACUGUUUUGGAGGAAAAUGUUGGUCUUUAGCUCUUUUGUAAUUAAAUUUGGAUGUACCUCAAAAGAAUCUUAAGACUGGUGAUAAAAGGCUUUUGUCUGAAAAAAGGAGGGGGGAACAACUGGAACUCAAAAGCUUAAUUAUGUGACAAAACAUAAGAUGUCCAGAAUUGGAGGUUCAGAAAGCUUUGCUACAGUGUCCUGCAGUCUUUGGAGCAGAUGCCAUUGAGUGCAUAGCUGCAGCCAUGGACUCCAGAUUCCUUUUUCAAGAACUCGACCUACAUACGACUCUGAAGAGCUUGUCAGGAUGUGGCAGGAACCUCUGGAGAUUUUUUUUGUUUUUUGUUUUUAAUUUUGGAACCUUUGACCUUGCUGUGAGAAAAGACAACUGAUCAAGCACUGCCACCAGCACUGUUACCGGGAAUUCAAAGACGUUUCUGUCCAGACCCUCAGUGCAAACUGACAACACUCCAUCCAUAGUGAACUACGUCCUGUGCCUCCUGAUUGUGGAAUGUUCACCUGGACCCUCUGAAAACCUUCCUUCUGAUACUCCAUCAGCAUACAGACCUGGUACCUGGAUUUUUGUUUGUGAUGAUUCCUUACCACCUUACUACUGAAGAAGACACCAUUCCAGUGGAUCACUGUGACCCAAGAAUUAUUCAGCCAUUAUAAUGUGGUCUUUAUCUCCACUCCUGUCCUAUUCUGAGAUUCAGCACAGUCCUUAAAGUACAAUCAGGAGUACUCAAGCCAAAUAGCAGAAGCUAUUAUCACAACAAAGGCCCCAUCUGUUCCUGUUCAAUAAGUGUGCAUUUCAGUUCUGCAAUUAAAGCCUUCAGAGACAGUGAACUUGGACCAAGAGAUUUCGAUUAUCAACUGCCUGAAGAAAGUAUCUCUGAGAACAGCAUAUGCCCCACAAUCAAACAUUUGAAGUUCAUGAACUGUAGGCUUCUACCAAGGUCACUGGACUCUUGUUUUUGUUGUUGUUGUUUUUGUUUUUCUACUUCAAAUCUGUAUGUAGUAGCCUACUGAAUGAGAAAGCAGACAUUAUGACUAUUGGGAUCAAAACCAAGGCACAGUGAGUUCCUUAUAGUAUCUUUUUUUGGGAUUACUCAAGAACCAAAACUUCUCACAGAUGUAAGAAAUUUUACCAAGGAAUCCUUUUUCCUAGCAGCAUCUCAUAAAGCUCCAGUCAGAUUCCUGAAAAGGCCUGUUGAUACAUCAAGAUAGAAUAUGCAUUUUGUGAACAACUUAUCCUUAGAUCAUUGGCUUUCCAAAGGCUUUGUGUCCUUGAAGCCCUUUGAAUGAAAACUAUGUGGAAGUCUCAGAAUAAACAUGAAGCUUCUCUGGAUGAAACAGGAGUAGGGGUCUGCAGCCUGCCACAGCCAUCUUUCAUUACCACCACAGUGACACCUAAAGGGACUUCCUUACAAUAUGUAAAAAUCUUCAGAACACAGUUUGAAACCACUGCCCUAGACAACAGGUUUGACCUAAAUGGCAUUGUGACCGUUUAUGUAACUCCUCUUAAUAUAGUCCAUAUUCAGUCAAUGUUGAACAUUGUUAGGAAUACUGUGUCCCAACUUGGAAAAGUACAAGAAGAUGGGCAUGCCUUUGCCUAGAGAAUAGUCAUAUGGAGGUAUCAAAUGAACUUUUAUUAAUGGCAUUACACCUCAGAUGGACUUAAAGUGGUUCCUGGAAUUGGAUUUGGCCAGAGAACAGUAACUAACAUCCCACGCUGAGGAAUCCCUCACAAACCUUGUACUAGCGGUACUUGAAGUACAUGACUUGGAAGUUUUGGACACUGUUUGGAUAUGAGUUGCCUGAAAGCUGGUAUUGAAGUUUAUGCCUCAUUGAGGCCAUCUUAGACCAACUUUAUACGUCUGACCUCAUUAGCCAUGGUACUCCAUGUACAACAGAUAAACGUUAACUAUGAAAGCAGAAUCCAAAUACGGCAAUGUUUUCUAAAGGGGCUCAAUAACUGAUUAUCAUCUAUCUUCUAAAAUUACAAAUCAUAUGACAACCAGUGAUAGUUACACUGUUCCACUUGGUUUUUAUUCAGUUUAAUAGUUACUGUUUCCAAGGCAAGUGAGCUAAUGACCUUAGGAAAAGGCUGGAACAUUUCCUCCACUGGCAUAACUGCCUAUUCUCCAAGAUUAUUAUAACUAUUCAUCUCUACCUAUUAACAGAUGAUCCUGAAGAUGCAAUAUUUGAACAUCCUUUCUCAUGUGUGUAAUUUAAAAUAUAGCCAUUUUGAAAAUGUUCUUCUAGCCCGUCAGAGAUGUUGUUCUAAGAUGAAUCUUUUCAUGUCUGGUACCAUUAUCUGUAUUAUGGGCAUAAUUGGACACAGGCUCUUUGACUAGGCCAUGGUUAGCUUAUUUGAUUGGCACCUCAAAUAGCAGAUUGUCUACCUUUUUGCUGGCAAUGUAGACUUGAUACAAACAAAAUUUACAAGAUGGCAGCUAAGUAUUUAAUCAAUAGAGGCUCAAGAGCUUCUGUCCUGGAUGUUUCAUUGGAAUCGCAUCUGUCUCAAUACUGUCAGUUUCACUGGUUCAAGAGUGAGUGACUUCAUUCCUAACCAUGAAAUAUUCUUAGGCAUUAAGACUAUUUCUGGUGGAAAGAUUCAAUUCCUGAACUCCCAGACUAUAUCAUAGUGAACAAGGACACUUAAAUUUGUGAUAUGAGAAAAAUCUUUGAAGAACCAACUAUUGUCAGUUAAUGAACACAACCAAUUAAAUUUUGGAAGUGGUUUCUGUCCAUCCACUACAGAACCAUGGUUACACGAUUCAUUCCACAAAUCAUUGAAUACGGCUUAACACUGCUUGGUCUAGACUGUACCCUCAGCAGAUUAACAUCUGGAUGACUUCAGUUUGUAUAUACAACCAUUAUUUGGAAAGAAGAAAUUACCUGCUGUCUUACUUUUCUGUUACCUUCACAUCGUCAAGCUUUUUUUCCUCUUUAUUUAUAGUAAAAGGUCCUCGUGUACACUGCCAUUCACUCCCUCUGGUCCUGCCACACUCAGUCAUAAUGACGAGCCAAGAGUCAAAUGAACACUGUGUGUAAGAAUUGGUGUUGGAUAAGCAGAAGAGCCUAAAACUUAAGGCAACAAAGCCUUAAGCAUAGGGCUUUGUCUAUCUACAUGCCUCCUAUCUCAUCUAAAUCUUUGAACAAUGCCCCAACCAUCCUGAGGCCUUGACUUGUUUGCCAUUCUCAGAGAUAGGCUGUUACAGAAGAUAAAGACUUGAUUUGAUUACCAAAGAAAAUAGGGCCAAACUAAGACAGACAUGGCUCUACUGACCCUGUUGCUCCCAGAUGUAGCACAGACUCAAACAACCUCAAGGCUAUGUUCAGUACACAACCUCUUGAGCUGACAGUUCUUUCAGAGAUGAGCAGGAAAAUGAGCAUUUCUAAUCUUGACUGGCCCCUUAACAUGCAAAAAUUGUCCAGAAUAAACCCUGUGGAUCAAUUCUGGAAGACCCAGGACAAAAUCGCUUUACAGAGCUUCGUCGUUAAUCUGCCUGUUCUUCCAGGUUAUAGCUUGAUUAUUGGUGUGGCUGACACUGCUGAAGAUACACCGCUUGCCUAUUUACCUGUCUCAGCUCUUCCCUGACUUUUGUUGACCUGUCACUACAAUUAGACUGGCCUUGAGAAGACUACAGUCAACUUUAGCCUAUCUUAUGCCCAUCCAGCCCCACCAAGAAUUUUUUUUAAUAAAAGCAACCUGUUCCUCAGCACACCAGAACUAAAUCACACCAGUAAGGAUCAUGCUCUACCAUUCUUGACCAACAGUCUUUUGUUGUUGUUAAGUACAAAGUAAGCCUGUAUGCUUGGAUCAUUUUCAUCACUUGGAACAUCUACCAGUGUAGAAGAAACAUAGCAAGUUGAAAAUAGAGUCCAUUUCUCUCUCCCCCAGUAACUCAAAAGUGAAUCUGAUUCACCACUUAGAAAUGAAAAGUUCAACUUAGCAAAAGAGUUGAGGGAGUAUAAGAAAUUUUGCACUAAACAUAAUAUUUACAUUGACUCAAAUGGUGUCAGAACUACUUGCCAAAGGGAGGCUAAUUAUUCUGCUUCACAUCACCAAGAUAGUGGAGCUCUAAGGCAAACGACUUGGAUGAAACUCUGUGGUAAUUCCUAGAAUAUGCUAUUUGAAAUGACUAUCGCGUUCAAAUGAACUACAGGCUUCUCAAGGACAGACCAGACUUACCCUCAGUGGAUAUUUUUUGAAUAAUUUGAUGGCCAAGGAAGAAAUACUGCCAGCUGUUACCAUUGAACCUUAUGAACAGAGAGAAACUUUUUCAGUAUCCAGUCUAAUGUUUCCUGCAUCUGUCUCUUGCUAUUUUCACUCCAUGUGAUUUGGACAGUCUCAUUGACCUUGUGUUUCAUAAUGGGCAUGGUCUGACUUCAUCAAUCAUCAGCAAAGUCCUUGCCCAUAGUGACUGCUUCGAAACAAAUGUAUGAUUCAAAUUUGUCCGGUGAUAGUCAGCACUGGGAGUUUUCCUGAAUUGUGGAGUUCUCUUUACUUAGGUGCUUUAGCUUUGUAGGAUGAAAUAUUCAGAUCAACAAGGCCUGCCAUGCUGAAUGAGCCAAGUAGACAAUGAAGCCAGUCCAGAGGAGAACAGCCAAAAAGAGAGACCUGAGUUCUGAUGACAUCUUUUAUGUCCCUGGAUCCAGCUGUGCCUGAAGCUAGUAUAUCCCAUGGACUUCUCAGUUAUGUGAACCAAUAAAUGCCCUUUUUACUUAAGUUAAUUUGAGUUGGGUUUCUAUUACUUGAAAUUGAGUCCUGACUAAUAACAGUAUCUACCAACAGUGAAACUUGACAUGUACAAGUAUUUAUUAAGCUAGAGGCAUGGCCACACUGAAACUAUUUUCUGG
Messenger RNA from Jaculus jaculus (lesser Egyptian jerboa), 7197 nucleotides. RefSeq names its product translation initiation factor IF-2-like. NCBI's taxonomy places the organism in Eukaryota, Metazoa, Chordata, Mammalia, Rodentia, Dipodidae. The coding region runs from base 1 to 933 and encodes 310 amino acids. The transcript has 5 exons. The record is from RefSeq and is a predicted model, not a curated record.